AUGGGUCUGCUGUUGUCAAAGUUAUGGAGCCUUUUUGGCAACGAAGAGCACAAAAUAGUAAUGGUUGGUCUAGACAAUGCUGGAAAAACCACAAUAUUAUAUCAAUUUUUAAUGAAUGAAGUGGUCCAUACAUCUCCAACAAUAGGCUCAAAUGUCGAAGAGGUAGUAUGGAAAAACAUCCACUUCAUAAUGUGGGAUUUAGGCGGCCAGCAGAGUUUAAGAGCAGCUUGGUCAACCUACUACACAAACACGGAGUUUAUUAUCAUGGUUAUUGACAGUACGGAUAGAGAAAGACUUAUUACAACAAGGGAUGAACUGUACUCAAUGCUGAAUCACGAGGAAUUGUCUAAAGCCAACGUCCUUGUUUAUGCGAAUAAGCAGGACCUCAAGGGAAGCAUGAGCGCAGCUGAGAUAUCCCGGCAGCUUGAUCUGACGUCAAUAAAGAAGCACCAGUGGCAUAUACAGAGCUGCUGUGCGCUCACGGGCGAAGGACUAUACCAAGGUCUCGAAUGGAUAGUCGGUCGUCUGAAAAAAACAUGA
Messenger RNA from Cotesia congregata, 540 nucleotides. Lineage: Eukaryota; Metazoa; Arthropoda; Insecta; Hymenoptera; Braconidae. The record is from the annotation of a GenBank genome assembly.